AUGUCGUACUUUCAAAACCCUUUCCUUCCUUGGCUUGGCCCCAGCCCUUGGCCCUCUGGAAACAUCAUCACCUCCAUCACGACGACCCCAACACCCACCACCGAAAUGUCGUCCACUCCGACCAUGACCGCUGUCCCCGCCCCAGCCGAGACGACCGAGUUCCUCAAGAUAUGGGCCUACGGAGAGCAGCUCGGCAUCCUCAAGUGGUGCAAGGGCAUCGCCGGCGGCGUCGCCGUCGCCCUCCUCCUCGCCGCCAUGUUCUGCUGCUGGGCCCCCUGCAUCUACUGGUACUACGGUGGCGACUUCAGCCACCAGGACGGCCUCGACGACAUGACAGACGCCAUCCUUCGCGGCCAGUUCACCCCCGAGGGCGGCUGGAUCGCCUGGUUCCGCGCCCGCGCCCAGAACCGCGCCCAGGACCGCGGCCGAGCCGCUCUCGAGGAGGGCGCCGGCGACGUCGACCACAACAUCGGUAGCGACAACGACAACGACGCCUCAGCGGGUGACGCCAACGGCUACGCGCAGGGCGCUGGCAUGUCGACCGCUCGCAAUCGCCACGGCCAGAACUGA
Molecule: messenger RNA, 570 nt
Organism: Colletotrichum higginsianum IMI 349063
Lineage: Eukaryota; Fungi; Ascomycota; Sordariomycetes; Glomerellales; Glomerellaceae
Exons: 1
Coding region: 1-570 (189 amino acids)
Source: RefSeq, a predicted model, not a curated record